AUGAACCUCACCCUUGUGAGACAACUGUUGCUCCAUCAGGACCUGGUUGACAUCCUUGAGAAAAUCAAGGAGAGCGGACAGAAGACUCUGGUGACUGUUCAUCACAACGUGAGACAAAUACACCGGGUUAUGGAGAGGGUGCUUCUAGAGAAAGAGCAGGAGCAGAUUGCUUCAACACAGAUGCCAUGGCAGACUAAGGGAGAGCUGUUCCCAGCCCAAGAGCAGGAAAAACAGCUCAGGGAGCAGGUGGAAGAGCCACAGGAGAAUGGCCAGAAGAUCAAGGUGGAGCCACAAGCAGAGCUGCCCGAAGCUCAGAGUGCCAUCAUGGACAUGAAGAAAAAUAACAAAGAAGACAUGGGAAGUAUUCAAGAGGAGAAUCUCCAUCAGCAGAGGGGCGAUCAACAAAACCAGGUGAGUGAAAGAGUGGCAGCCACUCCACUCAUGAAAUGUCCUCUCCCUUCUUCUUUACAGUCUACCAAGGGACACAUGCAGGCAGAGCUGCAGGACUCUGAGGCUAGCAACAAGGCAAGGGAGAAGAGGCUGGAGGAAGAAAUGAAAAUCUUCAGAGAGAAACUUAAUCACCUCCCUCAGGCUCUAGAAGUGGCCAUAAAGAAAAUAAAUCUAAAAGGACUGAGGAAGAAGCAACUAACCAUUAAUGAAAUUAUGAUUAUGAAGAGAUAUAGGAGUCUCAGUGUUGUGAAUUAUUUAGACAGCUACCUUCUGGGUGAGGAACUCUGGCUAGUUAUGGAGUACAUGGAUGGAGGCGCCCUGAGUGAUGUCAUUAGCAAGACCUACCUCUCUGAAGUUGAGAUGGCAGCCAUCUGUCGGGAGUGCCUGCGAGGACUGGAUUUUCUUCACUCAAACCAUGUGAUCCACCGAGAUGUGAAGAGCGGCAACAUCCUUCUCAGAACCGAUGGUUCUGUAAAGCUGGCUGAUUUUGGCCUCUCUACUCAGCUCACACCUGAGAAGAAUAGAAAGAGCGUGCUAGCCGGGACUAUUUGGUGGAUGGCACCUGAAAUGGUGAAGGAUCAACCAUAUGGCCCCAAAGUAGACAUAUGGUCUUUUGGAAUUGUGGGGAUUGAAAUGGUAGAUCAAGAACCUCCUUACUGCAAUGAAAGUCCUGCCUCGGCUAAACAACUGAUAGCCACAGUAGGCACCCCAAAGCUGCGACAAGCCAAGCACCUCUCACCUUGCCUGUGUGAUUUCCUGAGCCGCUGCCUGCAGACAGACGAGGAUCAGCGCUGGUCUGCCAAGGAGCUCCUGCAGGAGAGUGAGGACUCCCGGGGGAUCCUGAGGGCCUCUUUAGCAAGGUCGGAGGUCACCCCUUGUGACCUCCGGGACAUUUUCUCAUGCCUCCUCAACCCCACCGAGUUUGUUGUGUGGGAGGCGGCAUGGGAAAAGGAAGUUGUGGAGAUCCUUCCCUCCUUGUGGGACGAUCCCCACACAGGGCAAAACUUAAAUGGUGAUACCAUCUCCAUCGAGCACCUGUGCGGGAAGGGAGACCUGGCAGAAAGGCACAUCCAGGCAAGACUUAUCCCGCCUGAGACCCUUAAAGAAGGCCAGAAGGCAGCAGAGAGGGCGUUUCUUAGGCUUCCCGCUACCGCACCCCAGAUUUCGUAUUCUAAGAUUUUGCAGCACACAGACGAGCCAUUCAUACUCUUUGUUGAGCAUCUCCAGAAGGCGAUCGAGGCGCAGGUGCAGGGAGAAGAGGCCAGGAAGCAGCUCCUGUGUGAAGCAGCAACCACUAAUGCCAACGCAGUGUGCAGGGAUGCCAUCCCGAGCCUGCCAAUGGAUCCGCCAAUCUCCCUGCAAUGGAUGAUCGAGAUCUGCUCUCGAAAGGUCACCAUGCCCUCCAGAGACCUCGACCACCAGGCUAGACCGCUGCCCCGCUGCGUUGCUGCUGCUGACAUCCCAGAAGCUGUCCCAGUGGGCUCUGAUCCUGUUUUUCCUUCAGCUGACUACCGGCCUCGACCAAACACCCCUGGAUCGGUUCACAAGAGCACUUCCCCCUGCCAUCUAUGUGGGAAUGUGGGCCACUGGAUGCCUGACUGUACCGUGCGGAAGGAGUUCUGGAAGUUUAAAAAGGAGAGCAAAGCAAAUACAACACAACACUUUGUGACAGAGGUGAACUUCCCAGGCUAUUUUCUGUUUGCUGUGGGGAAGGUUGGUUAUUGCUUGGCAUAA
Melospiza georgiana is the source of this 2184-nucleotide messenger RNA. RefSeq names its product extracellular signal-regulated kinase 1-like. Gene Ontology annotation, cellular component: cytoplasm. The record is from RefSeq and is a predicted model, not a curated record. The transcript has 9 exons. NCBI's taxonomy places the organism in Eukaryota, Metazoa, Chordata, Aves, Passeriformes, Passerellidae. Gene Ontology annotation, molecular function: zinc ion binding; nucleic acid binding; ATP binding. Gene Ontology annotation, biological process: regulation of MAPK cascade; regulation of axonogenesis; intracellular signal transduction. The coding region runs from base 1 to 2184 and encodes 727 amino acids.